CAGGUUGUCAUGGCGACCACAGAACGCCUUCCCGGGGCUGAGGGCUGAAGCGAUGGCGGCGCUGCUGGGGGGCUCCGUGUCCCCCCGGGGACUGGCCCGCUCGGUGGCCCACAGGCUGUAAGGAGCGUGUAUGUGUGUGCGCGCGCUUCAGUGGCUGGGAAACGGGGGCAGAAAUGUAAUUCGUAAGUGUGUGUGUGUGUGCGCGCGCGCUUUAAUUCUAUUAAUCUGUAAUUGCUUGUUAAUGGGUCCACAACCCCCCAAUGUUUUUCACUGCUGUUAUUUUAUCGGUAAGCCUCCUUGAGUCCCUGCCAGGAAAAAAAAGGCAGAAUAUAGAUGCAUUAUUGUUAUUAUAUUAAUAAUAUAUACCUAUGACACCAGCAACGUACAUAAUUAUACAGUUUUCUGUAAUCUGCCUUGUGGGUUUUUCUUUAGAGUCAAGCGGUAUAUAAAUUUAAUUAAUAAAUACAAAAGGACUUUGACAUUACCGUAACAGUACAGAGCACACAACAGCUUAAUAUAAUAAUAAUAAUUUUUAUUUAUACCCCACCCUCCCCAGCCAAGGCCGGGCUCAGAGCGGCUUACAAGCAAUAAUAAAAACAAGUUGAAUGAUUACAACUUAAAAACAAAAUUAAAAUACAACAUUAAAAUAUUGAAAUAUUAAAAUUUAGCCUCAUCGGAGGAGGAGAAGGAAAGGAAAAAAGAAAGAGAGGGAGGGAAUCAAAUUGGCUCCAAGCCAAAGGCCAGGCGGAACAACUCUGUCUUACAGGCUCUGCGGAAAGAAAUCAGAUCCUGCAGGGCCCUGGUCUCAUGAGGCAGAGCGUUCCACCAGGCCGGAGCCAGAGUUGAAAAGGCCCUGGCUCUGGUGGAAGCCAAUCUAACUUCCUUAGGGCCUGGGACCACUAGGGUGUUGCUAUUUAUGGACCUUGAGGCUCUCCGUGGGGCAUACCAAGAGAGGCGGUCCCGUAGGUACGAGGGUCCUAGGCCGUGAAGGGCUUUAAAGGUCAAAAGCAGCACCUUAAAUCUGACCCUGUACUCUACCGGGAGCCAGUGCAGUUUGAAAAGCACUGGGUGAAUAUGCUCCCAUGGCAGAGACCCCGUGAGGAGCCUCGCUGCAGCAUUCUGACCCUCUGGAGUUUCUGGGUCAGCUUCAAGGGCAGCCCUGCGUAGAGUGAAUUACAGUAGUCAAGCCUGGAGAUGACCGUCGCAUGGAUCACUGUGGCCAGGUUGGGGUGGGAAAGGUAAGGGACCAACUGCUUGAUGCGGCGAAGGUGGAAAAAUGUCGCCUUGGCUGUUGCUGUAACUUGUGCCUCCAUGGAAAGGGAGGCGUCAAGGAUUACACCCAAAUUCUUAACAUAAUAAAUAUAUUUAUUUAUUAUUACACUUACAUGCCACCCUUUCUACAAAGAGCUCAAGAGGCAGCAUACAUCCUUAUUUCUUUCAUUUUUCCUCACAGUGACCCUGUGAGGUAGAUUAGGCUGACAGGCAGCGACUGGUCCAAAGUCACACAGUGAGCUUCAUGGCCAAAUGGGGAUUCGAACCCUGGUCUCUCAGCGCUCUAAUCACUGUGCCACACUGGGUCUCACCAUCACUCCCAUGAUGGGAGUGAAAACCCACAAGCACACUAAAUGCAUCCACUUAGCAGUGACCAUCAGGGACUGAUAAAUGUUAAUUUUAAAUUAUUAUCAAUGUUUUUUAAAUUAAGAUCUAGCAACCCUAGUUAUAAAGCCACACAGCACAAGAUUGAACAGACAUUUGGCUUGCAGUAUACAGCUGUCUGAUCUUAUAAAAUAUGUUCAGGGCAAUGGCCCCAUCCUCAUUCCCUACUACCUAGACAGGUACUUCACAGCACAGUCAUAUGAAAAUGGAACUUAUGCCUAGUAUGUGUAGGAUUGCUGCCUUGGAGAUCUGCCCUUUCCAUCCUGCUUGGCAACGCUUCAACCAUCAUCUCAGACCAAUACAUGAUCUUUAAAUGCUAAAUUUGUACUGCAAAAUUAGACAGGAACGUAGAAGCAUCUUGACACUCCCAAACUCUUCACGAUAGCUUUGUGAUUUUGAAUGUUAUGAUGGCAAAGGGAGCAGCAUAGCCAGAUGGCAAUUAUGCUUUUUUUAAAAAAAUAAGGAAAAAAAUGUGUUUUUCCUCAUUUAGAAAGUAUUAUGUUGAUGUACAAAGAAAAGAAGAUUCCUUUGAUUCAUCUGGAGUCAUCCAUGAUGAGACUGAAAGUUUGCAUUUGGUAAAUAUUUGUUAACGUAUGUGUGGGUUUCAAAAUCACAUCUGUUGCGCACAAUGAAGACUGGGAAAGGGGGGCACUGGCCCACUAACCUCAGCCAGCUCCCCACCUUCCUAUCUUCUCACCUGCAACCAGGCUUGGGGGUGGCAAUCCCAGUAUGAAGGGAGUUUAAGUCCAACAAAAUCUGGAGGGUACUAUUCUAGCACUAAUUAGCCCACCAGAAACUGUUCAUUAGUAGAUCUACCUUCUGCCUACUCCUGUUGUAACUUAUCAUGUGGUGGCUGAUUGUUAGCCUCUCCCCAUUUGGUCUUUGCUGGGUUGUUAUGCUGCAUCUGGGCUUGAUGGUAAUUAUCAUGGUAGCAAACUUGACCCUCGUGCCUUGCCAUCCUAGCCAUGUCCAUCUGGAUGGGUUGCCCCCGCCACUCUAUCCUAUAUGGAUGUAGUCCCACUGAGUUCAAUGGGAUUUAUCGUAUAUCCAAACGUGUGUUUAGGAUUGCAGCCCAAAUUUAUAGAUUUUGAGUGGUAUUUGCAAUACCAGUGAGAUGCAUUGGAUUUUUUUCUUUUUUAUGAUUGAGUAUUUUAACAUUUGCAUAUAGAAAAGUGGGUUUUUAUGUUGAAUACGCACACACAAAAACUAGUUUUGUGUAUUGUAGUUUUGAGCCUAUUAGCUUUCUUGUAGAGUUUCUCAAGAUUCCCCAAUCUAAAUAGUUUUCUAAGAAUCUUCAUUUUUACUGGUCUUGCAGCAUCCAGCAUUUUUGAUGAAGCAGAAGGAAAACCGGGAGCUGGAACAUAAUUUUGCUGAGAUUAAAUUGGAAGCAUCCUUACGUGCCUUUAUGGGGAGCACCGAAGAAUGCAACAGAAAAUUGCAGAAAAGCCCAGAAAAGCAAAAGGAUUUGGAAAAGCUUAUUAAAAAGAUGGCACAAGUAAUAUUUAGAAUCACUCUUCUCUAUUUCUUUAUGCAUACCACCUUUUUAAUACAUAUCAUUUCAUGUUUGGGGAAUCAUCUGCUAUGUAUGGUGGUAGAGCCAUCAUAUGGGAAAUAGCAGUGUGUACCCAGCCAGUGGGUGUGUUCACACAUAAUAAGUUCAGAGCACUGGUUUUGGUGUAUAAAGCCCUAUACAGCCUAGGACCAAGAUAUCUGAAAGAUCAUCUCUCUCCUUAUAUACCCAGUUGGUCACUGUGCUCUGCAGGCCCUCUGCAGAUACCAUUUUUUCACAAGUUCUGUUCUGCACAAUAUAGGAAUUCAACCUUCAGUGCCAUGGUACCUGCCCUUUUGAAUUCCCCCUGUUCAGUAUUAGACAGGAGCUGUCUUUGUUGUCACCUACUGAAGACCUUCCUCUUCCCACAAACCUUUUAAGCGAGAACUUUUCCAGCCAUCAUCUAUAUUGGAAUUGUUUUUAAAAUGCUUUCAUUGUUUUGUCACUUGUUGUUUGCUGCCGUGGGCUCCUUUGGGAUUUAAAUUUAAUAAAUAAUAACACCAAACUGCAGUUUGACAUUACACAUCUCAGGAUUGCGUGCCUCCUCCGCUUCCUUCUUCCCACAGAACAAGGCAGUUCCCUGCCUGUAUGGUGGAGCAUCUGAGUGGUAGGCUAAGACAGGGGAGAUCUCGAUUCAAAUCUCCACUCAUUCCUGAAGCUUACUGAGUGAUCUUGAGCCAAUUGCUCUCUCUCUGCUUAACCACCUUCAUAGGGCUGUUGCAAGGAUGAAAUGGGAGGGGGGAAACUGUGUAUGCCAUCUUGAGCUCCUUUGAAGAAAGGGGUGGGAUGAGGGAGCGUGGCUUUCUGUUGUGAUCAAGGCCAUUACUUCUCCCUCCUCUGACUUAUGUCCAGGGCAUUUUGUGAAAAUAAAACAGUGGCUACCAAGAGACAGCUGCUGAGAAGGCUUAAAAACAAAAACAGAGAGUGAUAAAACAAAUACGACUAUAAUAACAAAUAUGACAUACAAGUUAACAGUGAAAUAAAUUGACUGUAGCAGAACUCAUCCUCUGCUGCCUACUAAUUUUGCUCCCCAGGACUCGGCUCCUUUGCUGCAGGCCUUUGCAUCGUUGCAAAAUCGGGAUUCAUUAUGGAAAGAGAUACAGUGCAACUGGGUGGUUUUCUAGGCUCCCAAAGCAUCUAGCGUUUUGACUUGCAUUAGACAAGUUAGUAACAUCGUCUGCAUCUUUAUUUGUAGGAUUACAUACCUGAUAGAACAAACGAGGGCAAAGCAAAAAGUACAAAAAGGUAAAACCUAUUGCUGUCUAAUUGUUGCCUAAUGGUCAGCAGAAGCUCUUGCUGCCCCGCUGAUUGCUAGAAUGCUAUAAUGCAAAUGUACACCCAAGAACAAUCUCAAAUUAUUUUCUCCCUGAAAUUAUAGUAGUUGAGUGUAUGAAAGAAAACCUAUUGCAUUAACACACUCAACCACCCCACUGCAGCUGCCACACAUGUGCUGUGUCUUUGAGCUACUGACAGUGGAUUUGGGGUUCACACAACCACAGCUGCUGGUUGAACCAAACUGGGAUGCAGCCCCUGCUUGUACAAAAUGGCAGCUGGAUCCUAUGGUUUUGUCAUUUUGAGAUGACAGUGUAUAAUUGUGUCCAGUCUUUCCUGUUGAAAGCUGUUGGUCUUGCAGUCAGGCCCAGCGCCAGCACCCGGCAUGCUUGGGUAAAUACUGGGAAUCCCCAACACUAAUGUCAGGAUUUUUAAUUUAACAGGGGCCGAGAUUUAGGAUUCAGUACUGAAGAGAGAAGCACAGGCUUAGGUGUUGUAGAAAUAGUCACUCUCAUUCCCAACCGAUUCCUCUGAAUGUAGCAAUGCUAUAUUGGGGGCCUCAGGCAUUUGGGGGAAAUAGGCAGGGAAUGCAGACCUGCCUGGCCCAGUACUGUGGCUAGCUGGCCACUUGCCCACCCAUAGUGCCAGCUGGGGACAGCACUGAGCAGAGUUAUGAGCUGCAUACACCGAUUCUACAGCUUUGCCACCUUUAUUACGCUGCCCCCAACAUACACACAUCAGGAGAAAGACCAUCAUAUUUAAGCCAGUGGCGUCAGGGAAGGGGUGUAGCUCAGUGAUAGAGCAUCUGAUUUGCAUGCAGAAGGUAUCCUGGGUUCACUUCCAGCAUCUCCAGGUAUGGCUGGGAGAGAUCCAUGCCAGAAACCCUGGGGAACUGCUGCCAGUUAGUGUAGACAGUACUCAGAUAGAUGGACCAAUGGUCUGAUUCAGCGUAAGGCAGAUUCCUAUGUCCCUGUCAGGGAGUUUGCACAUGUGAAGGCUCACAGCUCCAUUCAGCACCUCUCCAGAGCCACCACUUGUAAGCAAGUGAGCAGCCAGCAGCUCCAGCAGUGAGUUUGUGUAUGGGAUCCCCAGUUCUGUUCAGAUGUGCCACCAUCAUCUUAGCUAGGCACCCCAGCAGCCCAGGACCCCCAAAACUUGGAGCUGGGCCUGCUUGUUGUAAAUAUCGGCAUUUUUCUUGGCAUUAAUUAACUGUACCUUUGUUUUUCAUCAGGCAGGAAAAUCUGCAGACUACUCCCUCCAGACUACAUAUAACUACUACUCCAUGUAUGGCACCAGAAGUACGGAGACUCAUUUCAUCGGCUUCCAAGCUAAUCGUGGCUGCUGUGUGUAUCAAGUCACGCUCUUUCACUCAUUUACAAAAUUGUUAAGCAUUUCCCCUAAAAUCUGUCACUGUUCCUUUAUGCUCUUUACGUACGGAAAGAAGUCAGCUGACUUUUUAGCUAUCUAGCAAACAUCUCCCAGCAAUAAUCCUGCUACUGUUUUACUUCUAGAGUUGAGAGUAGACAGCUUUUGUGAACACAUCUCUCUGUCAAACUCAACGGAUAAAAAACAUAUUUCUCAAGAAUUUAUGUUGAGUCUCUCUCUCUCCAGACUUCUGAAGCCUCUCCGAGAGAAAUGGGAACAACCCAAGAAAGGUUUUCAACCUCAAAGAGAAAAGAAGCAAAAAACAUUCAAUGUUUGGACAGUGGCAGCAAGGCAGGUCUUUCCUCCACACAUUCUCACAAAAAUGAAGCAAGAAGGUACGGCAGCAUGGUGGCAUGCCAGUUGGCAUCUUGAAAGAAACCUUUGCCCCAAAUUCCAUACAGUCAAACCCAGAGAUGGGAGGAUUUGUCCAUUUCUACCAGUUCCUCAUUUUUCCAAACUUAAAUUUUGUUAUUCACAUCUUGCAGCAAUUUGCUAAUUUAUUUUAUUUUUAAAUCCUCGUGAAAACUCACCAGCAUUCUAGUGCAAAUUUAUCCUAAAAAACUUAUUUCACAUGACUGAUGUGCAGUUUUGCAAGCAAUUUCCCCUAAUAUAGUGCAUGUUUUUAUCACUAAUACCUCUAUUUUUAUCCACAUUUUGGUAAACAGUGGUUAGCUGGAGAAAUGCACCCCAUAAUAGGGUUGAGUGCAGAUUUUAAAGGAUGGCUGUGUUUUGGUUUGCAUAUCGUGCUUUAAAUGUACACUGAAUCAAAUGUCUCCUCCAUCCCUAGACUAACCAUUUCACAUGCCCGAUGAUACUUCCUAUCCUCCUGAGAUUCCAUCUUCUUUCUUUCUGUUUGCUUUUUGUCUUUCAGAAAAGUAUUCCCACCUCCUCCUUUCCCUUGCAGCUGAUGGAUCAGUUUUCUCUGGGCGCCUAAUUGCCCUGGCAUCUCCUCCUUUUAGCAGUGGACGAGCCAUCUCUGGGAUUGUUAGGCUUUUUCAUUGAAGUGACAUGAUGAAGGGAUCCUACAGUUUUAUUAGUGUUGAUAUUUGCUCAUUUCUGCGGGGUUAAGGUAAAGGUACCCCUAACCUUUAGGUCUAGUCGCGGACGACUCUGGGGUUGCACGCUCAUCUUGCUCUAUAGGCCGAGGGAGCCGGCAUUUGUCCACAGACAACUUCCGGGUCAUGUGGCCAGCAUGGCUAAGCCGCUUCUGGCGAACCAGGGCAGCGCACAGAAAUGCCAUUUACCUUCCCGCCUGAGUGGUACCUAUUUACUUGCACUUUGACAUGCUUUCGAACUGCUAGGUUGGCAGGAGCUGGGACCGAGCAACGGGAGCUCACCCCGUCACAGGGAUUUGAACCACCGACCUACUAAUCGGCAAGCCCUAGGCUCUGUGGUUUAGACCACAGCGCCACCCGCGUCCCUAACCCACCUGCAGGGUUAGAAUGCUAGAUUUUGCUUUGACUCUGAUGAAGAACUUGUGUCAACUUUGUGCAACACAAGCAUCCCCCUUCACACCUAAAGUUGACCUUCUAGCACUGCUGGGAUGAGUGGGGCACUGUGGCAUUAUCUUGUGUGUGUGAGAGAGGAGGAAUGAUGCAAGGAUGUGGGGUGCCCUUGACACAAGUUCAUUGGUUGCCUUUGUGUGUUGGGGAAGGGGGAAUGAUUGAUUGGGCUAUGGUGGUGUUUCUAGAGACACCAAGGAUGUAUCUGAUACAUUUAAGCAUAUUUAUCAUAUGUUCUGGUUGUGAGUUUCUCCCCCUCCUGGGCUGAAUAUCAUUGGAUAUGCGGCCAUUACACCAGAAUAGCAGUGGCUUAUUUCUGGCCUCAGUGUAAUGUUAAUAUAGGAUUGCUUCUUUUUGUUGGGAUGCACCUUUGAUCUUCUAAUUUAUUUCCUGGCUUCUCAAGAAGUCAUUCUCAAAAAAUGUGAAUGGGAUUUUACAAUGUUUUCAUUUUCUGGUGUCUUUCAGGGUUAAACGAAACCGUGAAGGGGGAAAAUGGAAAGAAGCGAAGAGAUCAUCUGAAACUUCAAGCACUUCCAACAACUCCAAGAAAUCUAACAGGCCUUUUUUGAAAAUUCCACCUAAACCAAGUGAUAAAAGCUCAGAUGAUAGGAGAUUCGUAGCUCUAUAUUUGCAAACUGGACAAAACGAAGCAUUUAGGAAAGGUAUACUUAGAAGCAGAACCUCCUCAGCAAUGUCUGAACAUCAAGAUAAGCAUUCAAAUGCUCAAUGGAAGAACUUUUCACCCACUCAGCAAAUUGCAGAGAAUUCUGCUGGACCCUCCAAUAAACCACUUAAAAUCAAAAGGCAAGAGUCAUCUCUCGGACCAACUAAAACAGUGCCAAAAGUUAAGAGCUCUCCAGCAAGCAAGUUUUUGAAUACAAGACCGAUCCAGAGUUCCAGGAGUAAUCGAGAAGAAAAAAGACGCAGCACAAAAUAUUCUGCAAAAUCGACCGCUGAAGUGAUAAGUAUCCAGAGUUUAAUGUCCAUAGAAAAGACUCAGAAGCAAUAUGAUCCCACGCCGAUUUCUGGGUGGUUUCUUAAAGGCCAAGGCAAUCAAAUACACAGCCAAGGUGAUCAGAAAAGCAAGCUUGUGGAAAACUCUGAAAACGACUGGCCUCAAAAUGAGCAAAAGUGGUGUGAUUUAGUAUCAAGGAACCCUGAAUGCCGCCAGGUUCAUUUUCAAACACUUCAAGAGGAGUCCAUUCCUGGCACCGCUGCUUGGGAACACCCUUCUUUGGAAAGUUGUAGCUGGCAAAACCUAAGAAGCCCUGAAGAUGCAACUCAGUCAAUUGCCACCAACAAAGUAUCCACUGGGAUUGUGACAGGUCUUCAAGAGGAUCAGAACAAUGACCAUAUCCCCGUGGUCCAGCGUGAAUCACAUUUUCUGUAUCAAGUGUGCCAGGAAAUGGAUGAAGAUGUACGACCAAGUUUAAGUAUGAAUAGGUCUAUGACUAGAGAUGGAAAUGUCAGAAACCAAAGUACACACCAUCUUUUAGACCAGCUCUUCUCUUCAGAGGAAGAAGGGUACAGCUAUGCCGUUGAGGACCCUGCCAAUACCACACAGAUGCAGGAUGUUACUUUAGGAGAGUCCCGGGAUAAGCAAAUGAUGCCUCUCCCAUCAGUGACACCAGGUGCUUGCAGGUGUUCAGAACUACUGAGUUACUGUGUGUGUCAAGCUCCUGAAAAGCAACGUCUGGGACCCCCUGUCAAAACCACAACUAUUUUAGAAAGACUGGAAAGUGAGCAGUCGGAAGAAGAAUUCACCAUUUCAUCUGCCUCUAGCAGCCUGAGUGCCAGAUCAUUAACUGGCCUAUGUGAACAGAUGGUAAGGCAUUUGAAGUUGUGCUUUAAUGACUUCUACUUGGCUUCUGGAAUGAGGUUUCCCAUUACUUUUCAGCAAAAUUGGAAGCUGCCUAAUUAGGCCAAACCCAUCUUUUAAAAUUGGGCAGAUCGGUUAUGAUUUAUUGGGCAGCUCAAGAGGUGCUGAGCCAAUCUGCCAUUUGUCUCUUACUAGUGCUGCGGCUCAUUCUCUAUCUUCAUAUUCAAGUAGGUUUUGGGGAAAGGGCUUUCUGAUGCAUCCUCACCUGUUCUGAGGAGUUUACCUGGUAGUGGUGGGUAACCACACCAGUCAUUGGCACUAGGCAGAUCAGAUCCACCAUAUAAAUGUCCCUCAGUGAACUAGAGUGAUGCUGCCUCAGGGGUAUUUGAUAGGUCUUGCUCAGGAUGGGCAGAAGCAGAAGACACAAGACAAAUUCAUUUCCACCAUACGUUACUUGUCAAAGUGGACAUCUGGGGUAUGGCUCUUGUCAUAUUACAUUGUAUCUCAGCAGCCCCACAUCAUUAUGAAUAAUACUUUUGUAUCAGCCUGAAGUGCUUUCCAGUGAUUACUGGCUGCAGGACAGGGGAUGGGAAACCCGUGACCCUCACGUUAUCAAUAGACUACAACUCCCAUCAUCCUUGACAAUUGGUUGUGCUGGCUGGGGCUGAUGGGAGUUGUAGUCCAACAACAACUGGACGGCAUGAUGUUGGCAGCCCCUGGUCUAUGACAUAAGAGCUGGACAGCAUAAGCAGUAGAUCUAAUUAUGUUGAUCUAUGGCAGACACUGAUGUAAACAGCUGCCUCCUGCAAUUUUAUAGAGUUUAAAUAGAUGGUGAUUACUGUUCCCAUUCAGUCUUCUCUCUCCAGGGCUAAAUAUAUGUUUGUCAACCUAUUUAUAUGCACUAGAACAGUGCAUCCCGUUUAUUGUGAAAAUUCAUCCAAGGUGCCUGUUUUUAAAGAUUUUACCUCUGCUACACAACAUACGUACUUCAUGUGAAAGAGACAUACUUUUGCUGAACUGUGUGCACAUAUUUACACACACCUGGCUCUAGCUGUUAGAUCUUGGGGGCUGUGUAAAAUACAAAAUAGUUCCAGCGAGCCUGAAGUCUUCUUAACCCUGGGCCAGAAGAUCUCCUCCAUAGGAACUGCCCUGACAUCUGAAUUAGGGAUAAUCUAUCAUUUCCAACAGAAAUCUAUGUUAUCUCCCUAUUACCUAAAUGUUACCUACAUGUGCUUUUAAUCCUAGAACAGAAACAGCAAGGAGGAAAACAACACUGACCCUAGCAUGGAACUUCUUGUUCAGAAACUUCGGAAGGUGACGCCAGAAGAGACCACCACAUGUCAAGAUAGGUUCCGUCAAGAAAGCAAAAAGCCAAGGUAUGAAAACUUUAAUUCUGUUGGCGAAUGACAAUUUUGAAUUUUUAAAAAUACGAUACUCUAAUCUAGAUGUUUCCAGGUGUGCUGUAACAUCACGGUUUCAUAGUUUGGCCAGAGAGAUUAUGCCUAGCAAUAACCACCACCACUCUCCCGCCACCCACUUAUAUUCAACAUAUGGAUGACUAAUGAGUUAGCAGCCCUUUCUUGCCAUUAACAUCUGGCCAUUCAGGCAGGGUAAAAGCAAAGGAAGAAGUAGAGACUGAAUCUGCCAUGGAUGCUUUAGCUGGUAUUUCUGCACUGCAGCGGGUUGGACUGGAUGACCCUUGGGGUCCCUUCCAACUCUAAGUUUCUAUGAUUCGAUGAAUCCUGUACAUGUGAGAAAGCACUUCAUCCCCAAAGCUCUUAAGGUUGUCAGAAAGCUCAUCCUCUUGUUCACAUCUGUGCAGUAUAUUAAAGUGUGCAGAAAAGCAUUAUGUGGCUGCCUCCCACUUACAGAUACCCUCCCCACGCAUGUCUGCCAAAGCUCAGCUUACAGAAUUCUGGAAACCAUGCUUGGACUGGCUUCUGGUGAAUGCACUGGUUCAAGAGUAAUGUUUGAAUAACAUGUGGUCUCAUGUAGUUGUUUGUAUGUGUGUUAUUUGGUUCAGAGUGGAGUACCUUUAAGGCUUUUAAAUACUUGGGAUCUAUGGCUAAUUUUAGGGACGCAGGGCAGUACCAAACAAAACCCACCACCUUUUUUUUCCUGGGCAGUGAUCAGAUGGGAAGAGGAAGCAUUCAGAAGGUCUUUUUAAAAAGUGCUCCUUGCUGUGAAGGGUAGUAAGGUUACUUUUGUUGUGUCUCUCACGCCUGCAAAUUAAGCUUAAUGCUCAGUUUCGCUUCCUUAAUCCCCAUGUACCCUAACAUUAUGUUUCAGUUUUACUUCCUUGUUUGGGUGAAGAGUCUAUAGAGCAAAGCAAGGGGAGUGGCUUUGGUCGGGUUUGAUUUUCCUUUAGUUUAGUGCAAGGAUGCUCCACCUUCUUUCACUGAAUAACAGUUUUGCCAUCUGAGCUACAUCAUAGCCUAGCCCAUGGGUAGACAAACUAAGGCCCAGGGGCCAAAUCCAGCCCAAUCGUCUUCUCAAUCCAGCCCACGGAUGGUCUGGGAAUCAGCGUGUUUUUACAUGAGCAGAAUGUGUCCUUUUAUUUAAAAUGCAUCUCUGGGUUAUUUGUGGGGCAUAGGAAUUAGUUCUUUUUUCUUUUUCUUAAUAUAGUCCGGCCCCCCAUAAGGUCUGAGGAACAGUGGACUGCUGAAAAAGUUUGCUGACCCGUGGCCUAGCCAGUCAUUUUCUCCCUGUCUAAGUCCAUUUUGUAAUCUUUGCUUUCUCUCCCUUCAGUUCUCCCACUGAGACGAGAAGAGACUUGGAUCAUGGAACUGAGGGUACCUGCGUCAAUCAAAUAGUUUAUUUUUCUCACUUCCCCCAGUCAUUUUAGAGCAGAUCCCCAACUCCAAGAGGACCACAUUAAUUGUUGGCUCAUCUCUUUCCUCGUCAUAAAAAAAGGCAUGGUAGCCACCACUCUUUACCACUCUGCUUGUGAUUGUUUAAUGCAUUAUUCGCUAUGUUCAUGGAAAUCAAAUCAGUAGCAUUUAGAUCUCAAAUGCAUUUUUCUCCCAAUGCCUCUCCAAUUUCAGUGACUGUCUGCCCAGGCUGACGCUUGCGUCAGGUAUGAAUAGACUGCCGUUUUAUUUUUGUAAUCUUGACAGCUGAUAAAAUCACCCACCUGAAACGAAAAACCUGUUUCCACUGUGGGAAUCUUCUUAAAAGAUUGAAAGAUGAACUGACCUCUAAACAAAAUCUGCCCAUAAUGUCCAGAGACUCUUGAAAUCGACGGGACUGAGCUCUGAUUUUUUAAGACAGUUUAAUCCCCAGUGUUGAAAGAUUUUGAAAUUGUUAUUUUAAGAAGAGCCCUGCUGGAUCAGAACAAAGGUCUGUAUAGUCCCAGUAACCAACAGAUGCCUCUCACGAAGACUGCAAGAAGGACACGAGCAAAACAGCCCUCACACAACCAUUGUUUUCCAACAACUUGUACUCGGUGGCAUGUUGCCUCUGAACCGGGAGGCUGCAGAUUGCCAUCACAUCUAGAAACCACUGACAGCAUCACCCUUUAUGAAUCUCCCUCCCUUUUUAAAAACCAUCUAAAUGGAUGACUCUCAACAGAAGCAAAUCUGAUAGUUCAACACUGCACUGUGUGAAGUUCUUCUUUUAAGACCGGUGGUUCUCAAGGGGUUUGGCAGGAAAGGAUGGCAAGUACUGCGGGAAGAUUCAAGGACAAUCAAAGAAACAUUUAAACAUUUCAGAGUAGCAUAGUAGAAAACUUCUUUUUUUUGGUGGUGGUGGUGGUGGGGAUAUCUAUCCAUGUCUCUCUUCAAGAGCAUUGGCUAUUCUUCUACAGUUCUUUACAACAUAUUAUUGUGAACAGGGUCUUCCAAAUAUUAAAGAUCAGAAAAGAGAAAGGCUUCCUUGUGUUGAGGAGAUGAAUUUGUCUCAAAUUAGACCUAAUAUCAAGAUUACCCAGCAAAAGCAAGUUCACACCUCUGAGUUUGUAUGCAUACUUAAGGUAAAAGGUGACCAUCCAGGGGUCCUUUACCUUUUCUAAAAAAACAUACUUAAGGUACAUAUGUAAGAGACUCAUUUAUAAUUAUAUUUUGGGAAUGAUUCAAGUUCUUAUGUAGCUGUGUUGUUUAAUAUCUUAUGAACGUCCCACGGUCAUAUUAUAAAGUAAUUGUGUUGUAUGUUAUAAAUCAAGCACUGCUAGGAUUUGUUUCUUUUUGUUUUCCAAUGUAUUCCUUAUCAAUAAAAAAAUUGGUGUGGUACAAGCAGAUUUUUAUUCUGAAAGUGUGGCUCAGAAUUUCCCCCCCUGAGAACCACUACUUUAGACUGACUAGAAUCUUCCUCCAGGCUCAGAAAUAAGGACAAAAUACUGCUAUCCCCUUGAAAGAAGACUAAGUGUUUUUAAACUUUGGUCAGAUUAUGCCCUGUGUUUUGCAAACAUGAUUUUGAAGUGUUCCAACUGUUGUUGCUUUAAUGUUGUGCUGAAAGCUUGACCCUUGGGUAAUAUGAUUUGACAAAGCUGAAUAAUGUAGUUAAAGAGAAAUAAAAGCCAACACUCC
This is a messenger RNA of Podarcis lilfordi (Lilford's wall lizard), 13746 nucleotides long. The record is from the annotation of a GenBank genome assembly. Lineage: Eukaryota; Metazoa; Chordata; Lepidosauria; Squamata; Lacertidae.